This is a messenger RNA of Pungitius pungitius (ninespine stickleback), 2130 nucleotides long. It is a transcript of the gene tm2d3, whose product is annotated as TM2 domain containing 3. The coding region runs from base 232 to 1005 and encodes 257 amino acids. The transcript has 6 exons. The record is from RefSeq and is a predicted model, not a curated record. NCBI's taxonomy places the organism in Eukaryota, Metazoa, Chordata, Actinopteri, Perciformes, Gasterosteidae.
CGCACCCGAGUGGCAGCGGAAGUGACGUAUGCGGUCGACGAAUGCGUCCUUAAGGAUGCAGCCUAGCGACUUUGAGACACAACUUGUAUAAGAUAACUACUGCCUUAGCCUAGUGAUCAGACAUCAAUAAUUGUUUUUUUACUACUACAGCAAUCGCGAGCAUUUCCCACUUGCUGAUGUUCGCAAUUCCCACGUGACCUGAAUGUAGCAUUGGUUAGCUCUGCUGCAACAAUGGCCACCAUCUGUCAGAAGUGGAGACCCGACCGAGGUCGCUGUUUCAAAAACUACGGACUUAUUGCGCUUUUGUUUAUGGACCUGGUGUUCCAAUGUGUUAACGGCUACCUGAGCUCGCCUCACGUUGGCCAGGAGCCCUUCCCCAGAGAUAAACCUGUGAUCUCUAGCCCGGUGGUCGCUGCUGCAGCCUCAGUUUCUCCUGCCGAUGAAGAGAGCUACGCUUCAAAGUGUCCCAGUGGAGGAUCUUGUAGCCGCCUGCCAGCUGAUUGCAUGCACUGCAAUUACCAACACAACUGCACCUACAGGAAACCAGCCUCCUUCACAUGUAAACCCAAAAAAGGAGUUCACUGCAUAGGCGAGUCGGGGCAGCAGCAAACCAACUUCUCUCUCUCCAUCAGCUGUCAGUUCUGCUGGCAGCUGGACCCGUCCGAGUACCGCUGCUCCAACUCCACCAACUGCAUGACCGUGUCCUGCCCACGCAAGCGCUACAACGCCACCUGUGACGUGUUGGACCACGUUCACUGUUUAGGAAAAAGACGUUUUCAGAAGCGCUUAUUUUGCAACUGGACCGGCGGAUACAAGUGGUCGACGGCUUUAGCACUCAGCAUCACGCUCGGCGGUUUCGGGGCCGACCGGUUCUACCUGGGCCAGUGGAGAGAGGGCCUGGGCAAGCUGUUCAGCUUCGGGGGCCUGGGCAUUUGGACUCUGAUAGACGUUCUUCUGAUCGGGGUCGGUUACGUGGGACCUGCCGACGGCUCUCUGUACAUCUGAAAGCAGAAGGCCCGCCCCCCUCCCCCCUCCCCCCACCACACACCACCACCACCACCACCACCACACUCUCCACACCGCUCCGCCCUCAAAGAGCGACGAUCGGAGCGGCUGUGUUCACAUGCUCGCUGCGCAUCACUUCCCUAUCCCAUCUGCUAACUGGCAGGAAGUGUUUUCCUCAUUACACCAGGCCCGAGCCUACCCACACAGCCCAUCGGGUCGAUCCCAAUCAUCUGGCCUCCGUCUCCCACUGAGAUCCUGCAGAUGGGCCGGUGCGCGGGGUCAUGAUGUCUUUGUGGUUGCUUUAGGUUUUUGUCGCGCUGAUGCACAGACAUCCUGCCUCCUUGGAGCCAUGUGUUGCCCCUUCCUUAUUGCAAGGCCAAUGUAUCAACGGCGGGGCGAGGUCCAAGUGGUAACCAUGGUAACGUGGUAGUCUGGCGUGAAAUCAUCAAUAUGCGGAAGGGCCUUUGUUCGUCAUUUUCUUUACAGAAGACAACGGUUUAAUUUAAAACAAUGUUAUUUUGUGUUAGUGGUUUACCAUAACUAAGAAAAUCGCCUUACGCUAUUGCUCAAUGGCACCAUUCCUUUUCGUAACUCAAGAUCCAAUGUCGGAAAAUGAAAUGUUACCAUUUAAAGUUCAUAGUAAAAAAAAAACUGCUUGCUACUGUACUCAUACUGUAUUCAUUCUGGACCUUUUAAUAGGACCAGAAAGAAGUGCAGGGGGAAGAACUCAUUUCUGUCGUGACUUGCACCAACGUGUAGUCAUAUUUUUUUCUUCUCCUUUUUGGGAAACGCAGAGAUAAUAAUCUCUCAUUUCUCUGUCUACGUUUUGAAACCCUUGAAAUGUGUUGCACUAGGAAACUGCAGCCCAUUGUGGUUUCCUGUGAUAGAGACGUGUGUGUAUAAUAUAUAUAUCCAAGAUAUUCAGUUGGUAUUUUAUCUCGUUAUCAUUUUACACAGAAUUCUGUUUACUAAAACCUAAGAUUCUUUGCUCCAGUCUACGUGAAACAACAUGGGCUCAUCCGCUCACUAUAUGUAAAUAUAUUUUUCUGUUUUCAGUGUCAGGUCAACUGUUUCACACUGUAAAUGACCUUUUUUUAAGUUAUGUUAAUAAAACUGUUAACUUUG